Messenger RNA from Staurois parvus, 267 nucleotides. NCBI's taxonomy places the organism in Eukaryota, Metazoa, Chordata, Amphibia, Anura, Ranidae. The record is from the annotation of a GenBank genome assembly.
CACCUGUGCAAGACUGGAGGGGAGGAGCUGGUACACCUGUGCAAGACUGGAGGGGAGGAGCUGGUACACCUGUGCAAGACUGGAGGGGAGGAGCUGGUACACCUGUGCAAGACUGGAGGGGAGGAGCCGGUACACCUGUGCAGGACUGAAGGGGAGGAGCCGGAGGGAGGAGCUGGUACACCUGUGCAAGACAGGAGGGGAGGAGCCGGUACACCUGUGCAAGACAGGAGGAGGAGCCGGUACACCUGUGCAAGACUGGAGGGGAGG